Messenger RNA from Lates calcarifer (barramundi perch), 6869 nucleotides. It is a transcript of the gene zc3h4, whose product is annotated as zinc finger CCCH-type containing 4. Gene Ontology annotation, cellular component: nucleus. Gene Ontology annotation, molecular function: metal ion binding; RNA binding. Lineage: Eukaryota; Metazoa; Chordata; Actinopteri; Centropomidae. Gene Ontology annotation, biological process: negative regulation of DNA-templated transcription. The transcript has 15 exons. The record is from RefSeq and is a predicted model, not a curated record. Bases 246 to 4523 code for a protein of 1425 amino acids.
UCUCUUUGGAGAAGACAGUCGGCCAUUUUAGGUUCAUCAGUCGUCAUUUCACAUCGCUACAGUAGGACGGAGAACGUCAGGACUCAAUUUCAUCAUAUUUCUAUUACAACUGUAGUGGAGAAUUGCCUACUAUGAACUGAAACUUCCUAAAAUCAAAAACAAGUAGAUCAUAGUGAAGUGACGCAUAAGCCAGUAGAUUCCAGUGUCGAGUUGUAAUUUUUUGCACCUCAAUGUAGCUAGAGGAAAUGGCUGUGGAAAGCAUGACUGUCCAUCCAAACUCCCCAACUACCAACCACGAACACAACAGUCUCCUGACUGACGAAAGUCCCCAGUUGGCAAAUUUGCUGUAUGUUACCCAGUUGGCCCCAGUUCCAUGUCCCACAAACCCCACUAGUGUCCCUAAAAGGCUAGGAAAAACUUUUUCAAUGGUUUUGAGUGCAAAAUGUGAAGAAAACCUGUCACAGCCAGAGGAUGGAGAGCUGGAGGAGGGCGAACUGGAAGAUGACGGGGGAGAAAUAGAGGAGGAGGAGAUAGGCGGAGGUGCAUCUGCAGCAGGCGGAGGUGGAGAUGGGGGUGAUGAAGCAGGCGGAGGAGGUGAGGCAGGAGGGGAGGGGGCUGGCGAGAGGCCUCGCCGGAGUCGAGAACGCCACCCCAGCAGUGACUCUAAUGACGAGAGAUCCCACCGUCGCAAGAGGAAGAGAAAGAAAGAGCGAGAGAGGGAGAAGAGGAGGUCCAAGAAGAAACGUAAAUCCAAACACAAACGUCAUGCAUCCUCUGAUGACGACCACUCAGACUACAGUGAUGAGUCCGACUACAGUCCCAGUGAGAAGAGGAAGUAUAGAGAGUACAGUCCUCAGUACCCCCCAACUUCUCAUGGAGGCUAUGGUGGCUCAAAGAAGGGCAGCUACAUGAAGAUGGACAAGCAGAGCUAUGGAGGCUACGAUGACUAUGAGGAUGAUAACUACGAGGGAGAGGAGGACGAGGACAUGGGGGAUGAAGACUACGACGACUUUACCAAGGAGCUCAACCAGUACCGCAAGGCCAAGGAAGUGGGAGGUGGCCGUGGCGGACGGGGGGGUAAAGGUCGUAUGAAAAGCCAGCGAGGCCGUGGAGGAAUGAGAGGAGGGAGGAGGGGUAGGGGAGGAGGCAGAGGGAGAGGAGGCCGAGGUGGAGGAGGAAAGAUGGGAGGAGACAAUGAUGAUGGAGAUGGCUAUGGAGACGACAUGGAGUAUGGAGAUGAUGACUAUGACAACAUGGGGGAUGAUGACUACGAUGACUACUCAAAAGAACUCAAUCAGUACAAGAAGUCCAAAGACAGAGGCAGAGGAGGUAAAGGGGGCCGUGGGCGAGGCAGAGGUAAAGGAGGGCGGGGUAUGAUCAGAGGAGGAAAGGGUCGAAACAGGGGGAGAGGAAGAGGUGACAUGAUGAAUGAUGAUGACAACAACGGAGACAUGGACAAUGGGGAUGGAGGUGAUGGUCCAGGACUGGGGAGGAGGAAUCAGAAUGAAAAACAUCAGGAUAAGAAAGGAAAAGCCAUCUGCAAAUACUACAUUGAGGGGAGAUGUACCUGGGGGGACCACUGCAACUUCAGUCAUGAUAUUGAGUUGCCUAAGAAGAAGGAGCUGUGCAAGUUCUACAUAACUGGAUUCUGUGCCCGAGCCGACCACUGUCCUUACAUGCAUGGUGAAUUCCCCUGUAAGCUGUUCCACACCACAGGUAACUGUGUCAAUGGUGAUGAGUGCAUGUUUUCACAUGAAGCCCUCAAUGACGACACUCAGGAGCUACUCAACAAGAUGCUGGCAGAGGAUGCCGAGGCUGGAGCUGAGGAUGAGAAGGAGGUGGAGGAACUGAAGAAGCAGGGGAUCAACCCUCUCCCCAAACCCCCUCCUGGAGUUGGCCUCCUCCCGACCCCUCCUCGGCCUGUUCCUGUAGACACCAACGCAGGGCCUGGGGAUUUUGGUGGGCCUGUUUUGGGUGACUUUGGGGGUCUUCCUGGCCCCAACCAGGGGCCCAUGGCCAACAAAGGACCCCCAGGACCAGGGCCUGUUCCCGGGCCUAAUCCUUGUGCCGGUCCCCCUAUCCAUGGCCCUGAUGGAAGUCCCUUCCAAGGUGGGCCUCCAAAUCCCAGUGGCCCUCCUCCCCACAUGGGGCCCCCUCCUCCUUGUCCAGGAGGGGGAGGUGGUGCUGGGAAGAAAAUCCCUUCAUUGUUCGAGAUUAAAGUUCAGCCGACAGGACAGCUGGCUCAGAAACUGGCCGUCAGAAGCCAGACUCCCAGUGGCAGCCAGGGUCAGACUGCAGCACCUGGACCCCAAGGGGCCCCUGGAGCCACCCCUACUCGUUUUCCUGCCCCUCCAGGCAUGAUGUCCCCUGACAUGCAGAACAUGGGCCCCAAUCUCGGGAUGAACCAAGGGCCCCCCAACAUGGGCCCUGGUGGACCACCCAUGAUGGGAGGAUUUGCACCUGGUGAUGGCCCCCCACAUGGAGGUCCUAUGCCCCCAGGUCCCGCUCAGGGUGGAGGAAACUUCUUUAAUAAUUUCUUCAAUCAGCAGGAGGGUAUGAACAUGGAGGGAGUGGUACAAGAAGGUGACAACUAUCAGGGUUUUGCUGGCAUGGAUGAAAGAGGAGGGGCAGGGAAAUUUCAGUCAGGUGGUCAAGAAGGCUCUGCUAAUGGAGCGUCAGCCAAUCAGGGAGGUAUUUCUGUUCCUGACUUCCUGCCUCCAGCUCAGCGUGUCCUGUUCAUGAGGAUCCAACAGAAGCAGCAGGAGGAAGAGGAAAGAGCUCGCAGGAUGGCCGAGGGAGGCGCAGAGAAGAGUAGAGACACUGAAGGUGAUUCAGGGAACUGGUAUUCCAGUGAGGAUGAGGAUGGCGGUGGUAGUGUGACCUCAAUCUUGAAGACGCUCCGUCAGCAGACCCAGGCUCCUCAAAAGUCUGACGGCCCCCCGAGCGACCCUCGCCUGCAGAAGGCCUCCCCCGCCAACCCUCCAGCUCGCCCAGCAGACCCCCGCUUGGUUCGAGAUCCACGCCUGGCACGUGCUGCAGAGUCAACUCAGAUCUCCGACUCCACCCACUCCAUGCCUGCUCCAUCUUCCUCCGGACCGCCUGCAGACCCAAGGUUAGCCCGACUAGCAGCUGCUGCCUCAGCUGGAUCCACCUCCCUCUCGCCUCCCGCUGCUAAACCAGAACCUCCUCUGGUCUACAAGCCCCCACCACUUACAACGCCGGCAGUGGAUGAGGAGGAGACAGAGCGAGUUUUACGGGACAAGCCAGUACCAAUUCCUCUGGACCCACUCAUGGGCAUGGCUCUGAGGGACCCACGCUGUCAGCUGCAACAGUUCAGCCACAUCAAGAAGGAUAUUGUUCUCCACAUGCCGGCAUUUGCCAAAACCAUCACCUGGUCACCCGAAGAUCUCCUUCCACUCCCAAUCCCCAAGCAAGACCUGCUUCCACUCCCACCAGGCAUCCCCCCUGUGUCCUCUCUAGACCCACGUCUGUCCCGCACUCAGCAGCAGCACCACACAUCGCUCCCUCACUCACAGACUCCUCCUGUACAGACUCCUGCUUCCAUGGACCCGCCUGCUCCCUCCUCCUCCACCUCCUCCCUCCCAGACUUUGAGCUGCUGUCUCGCAUCUUGAAAACGGUCAAUUCCAGCCCGUCCCAGACCCCCUCCCCUCCUCUCUUACCCACCCCUGCUGCCCCUAUGUCGCUGCUGAGCUCAUCUCCUGCCAUGACUCCCACACCUGCAGAAAAGCCUGCUGAUCCUCGUAUGGCCCGUAAAGGCCCCACAGACCCCCGUCUCCAGCCACAGAAGUCAGCACUGAAGCAGCCAUCAGAACCCACACCUCCUCCUGUCCCCUCUACAUCUCCAGCAACAACAUCUAGCUCCUCCCCUCCUACCAUCGCCCCCUAUGACCCAAGGCUGCUCUCCUCAGGUGGGGCAGGGCGCAGUGUUGGGGCUGGGGCACCAGGGGGAGCCAGCGUGCUGAGCAGCAUCAGUCUGUAUGACCCACGGACUAACAAACCAGGCAGCCCUGGUACCAGCAGUGGCUCUAACAACUCCCCCAACUCAGCCAGCACAGAGUCCAAACCCAGUGAACCCACAGCGGGUAAACCCAAGUCCAAGGAGCCCCUGUUUGUUCGGAAGUCUGCGUUGGACCAACCUGAGUCAGAGAAAAGUGGAGAGCAAGGGACGGAUCGAUACAACAGCUAUAACAGGCCCCGGCCCAAGCCUGCACCCUCGCCUAACUCCACGGCCCAGGGAGGACCCGCUGCAGGGACAGCUGCAGCUGGAGGUCAGGGUGCUCCUGGAGCCACUGCAGACCAGGGGCCUGCAGGCAUCCACAACCUGCCAGUGUCCUCUCUAUUUGGCGUGGUGAAGCAGGCGACCAAGCCUGGUGGGACAAACAGCCCCUUUGGAGGAAACAGCCCGGCACAGCCUGACCAGGCGGCCACAGAGCAGGACAACGCCUCACUGAAGGACGUUUUCAAAGGCUUUGACCCCACGGCCUCACCCUUCUGUCAGUGACCCCCUGACCACGAAGCCUAUCAUGGUUGGCCGUUGGAUUGUUUUAUCAUUGUUGGACACUGAGCAGAUUAGUGAAGAGGACAAGAGGAAAGCGCACUGAGGCAACUGCCUGUAAGACUGGUUAAGACAAAUGUGGUGAACAAACUGAUGUUUCAUGCACACACAGACAUACAAACACGCAGUGUUGCAUUCAGAUUCAGAGAUUCAGAUUCUAUAAAAGAAACUCUUGGGAUAUGGGAGGGGUUUAAAAAUUAAAUCUCUAAAUCUCUAUUUUAAACAAAGUUAUUGAUGUAUAAAUAAAUGUAUUCUCAUCUCAAUGCUUAGUGAAAACAGUUAUUCAGACAGCAGCAAAAACAUUUAUAUUCGCGUUGUUUCAUUAUUCCCUGCAUUUCAUUCUUUCAGCUGCAUUUUUUGUAAACUGUUUGAUGUGUUUGUCUAUGUUUUGGGGCAGUUAAAGUUGGCAGAGCUCUUGGCAACAGGUGAACAAAUACAUUUCUUUUCUCACAUUUUCACAACAAAAUACGUGAAUAAAAACAGCACUGAGGCAACUCCUUUAGCCUUGUUGCCCAUCCAUAACAUAUUGCCCUCUAAACCCUGCCUUUGCAUUCAUUGUUGUUAUUUUUAGAAACUUUAGUUUGUCAAACAAAGGCAUACAUUGUGUCAUUAUGACUCUCCAUGUCACAUUUUCUGUAGAAACACUUGCAAAUAUCUAAACUUAAAUCUAUAUUCUGCUUGAUUUUUUUGAGUAUUUAUUUUUCUACUUCUUUUUGUGUCCUCUGAGGGUUGUAUUAAUAUUUUUAAUGUCUGCAGCUCCUCUAGGUGUUCAUACACGGUUUCAUUUCAGGUAUUUAGCUCUUACCCAAAACAGGUAAUUUUUGCUGUCACAGGAAUUGACCUGUGACCUUUCAGUACUGCCUCUACACCACUACACCACUGUUCCUUUUCCCCAAUUUACUAAAAAUUUCCCUUUGUUGGUAAAUGGAGAAACGACUUUCAAGUUAACAUUUUAUCAGUCUGUGAAAAUUGAGAGUACUUCACUAACAAAAGCCUCUACAGCUUUAAGGCAGCAGACGUGGAGAAGAGAUUUUGCUGCUCAGACUAAUGACACAGGCAUCACGUCCCUCUCUAGUGGCACAUUUUAGCUGGCUGAUGAUUAGCCAUAGAAUUAGUGGUGUUGCAGGGACAAGUUUCUUUUUUUUUUCUGCUGAAAAGAUGAUGUUUCCCAAAGGCUCAGCCUUGGUCAGAGUAGGACACUUUGACUCACUGAUUGAAAAUCCAUCUAGAUUUUAGCGUUUAGUUAUUUUGUCUUAAUGUUUUGUUAAGAAUGGAAAGAAAUCCUACAGGGCAUAACUGCAGAUUUCUGAGGAUGGAAAAAUGUGUAGCCUUACAGCAUCCAUUUACAAGUAUGGCUCUAGUGGUUGGUGGCAGUGUGACAAUCAUAAACUAGACUUGGACCUAAAAUUCAAUUAAUGCAUAAAUCUUGCAUUGAUAUGUUUAGGUGCUCCCUCUACUGUCAGUCUGAGCUCUCCAUAAAGAGAACAUGUUAAAAAAAAACAUUCAACACAAACUGAACAUGCUCAGGCUUACAGUAGUAAAAGUGCACACUUCAUAGUGUUAAAACUUUAAAUCCAGAACCUCCCUGACUAGUCCAUACCUUAUACCAACAGUUGAAGUCAGAAGUGAGUGCUGCAUCUGAAUCAGGGUGAGGACAAGUGUUCCUGUAUGUGUUCCUUCUUCGCCUAGUAAGCCAGAGAUUUCAUUGCCAGGCUUGUUUGAAAAAUCUUUAAAUGUGGGGUCACUGUGGUGGAGCUUAUAGAAAUUGUUGACUUCCAGAAGGUUAAGAUUGUACAACAGCUGUCAGAAUUGUUGUUGAUUGUCUUGUCUAUAAAUGUUGAUCAUUUUAAUUUAUUUUUUUAUACUUGGGUAAAUAUACUUCCUCACUUGUCAUUUCUGAACUGAAUCAUUUUAUAUGUCAGGAAAUAUGAAAGUACCACUCACCUCAGUGGGAUGCAGGCAGCCUGUAACAGCGUGAAGAGAGGAGAAAGUAAUAUUUUUUUAUUUGGUUUUGUGUAUAAAGACUCAAACUAACAAAAGAUUCACCAUUGGCUCCCUCCUGCCAGGCCAUCAAAAAGCCUGUCAGAAGGCCGAGUGUCUGCUAUAGCAAGUGUGAAAUUUAUUGUUCAUUUGUUCCCUUAUGGCUUUGUUGUUUUGUAAAUUUGUUUUUCUCUUGCUAUGUAAAUUUGACCAGUAUCCUGUCUUUGGAGGAGUGGCGUUUUCUAACUGUACACUGUAGGCGAGGUUGUCAGAGUAUUUAAAUAAAGUUGAUACAUGAUCAACCAGUUACAA